AUGGAGCAUGCAUCAGCUGCCGGCAUGACAACCGUGGUUGUGCCUGAAGAACGCCGGCUGCCAGAAGCAGGGCUGAAUGGUGCCAUACUGCGCUGGGCGUUCAUCGACAAGGCGAUCAGCGGUUUCGGGGCCCUGGCGCUCGCUUGGGCCACCAUCGUUCUGCUUGGUGGAUUCUCCACCCUGAUAAAGCAGAAGGAUUUUUGGUUCGUCACAAUCAUCUCCUUCCUCGAAGCCACGAGGCUCGUCAGCAGUGCUGUGGAUCCAGAGGAUCAGUUCAUCAUCAACGCACCGGAAGUUGUGGCAGCAAAGACCGAGGAAAUUGAGGCCAAGGAGCAAGGUAGCUGGCAAAGGCAUCAUCGAACCAACCGGCCGGGGCAAGGACCGAACCAAACUGCUGCUCCCCCACCACCAAGACGAGGAGGCCUGCUGGGAUGGUCGUCGUCCCUAACCUCCGGGCGGCGGCGCUUCAGCACCUGCCGCCUCUUCUUCGCCAAGACCCUCACGACGGGGUUCACGUUCGCGCUGUUCGCCGCGGGCAUCACCUCCGUCGUCCUGGCCGUGCUGCGUCUGAGCCGGCAGGACUAUGUGGACCCGGCGGACCAGAGCAGCAGCGACCACAAGAGCAUCAAGGGGUCCCUGAACCUCUUCUACGGCCUGGUGCUGACGCAGGGCGUCUCCUCCUUCCUCGCCGACACCAUGCUCCCCAUCGACGUCCGGCGGGUCAAGAAGCUCCGCAUGACGUACCAGCUUGGCCAGUCAGGGAAGCUCAUCAUCAAGCGCUACAUGCUCGACACCUACAUGAAAUGUUCCGGUGGAAGAGUGCGUGAAGCAAUGGACAUGGACCUGGUCAGCUUCGCCAUGGAGAUGGCGAGGUCCACCUCGGUGGCCGACCGGCUCGUCGGCGUCCGGGUUCUUGAUCGCGUCCUCAGCGUGGAGAAGUACAGUGGGCUGGCGCUGAUGAGGCUCCGAGCUUCCAUUGACACUGUGGGAAGCGUGGUCAGUAUGCUUGGACUGAAGAACAAGACCACGGAGGAAGAGAACACCAGAGGGCACGCGGCGAACGUGGUGCUGGAGCUCUCUCCAGACCUCCAAGUGGAGAGCUUCCCAGCAGUGCUGCAGAUGGUGUCUUCACUGCUUACUGCGAAGACAACGGCAGCGUCGACAACGAGCAAUGUCAGCGUCGAGCUUACAUGGCUCGGUGAAAAUCCUCAGAAAGAUCAUGGACAAUCCGGACAACUCAGCUCAAUCUCGUGGUCUCCAGUAACAGAGGAGAUCAUCGUGGAGGCAGUUCAAGUCCUGCACAGGCUGGUCUCGAACUACCGGCGAUGCCGGAACAUUAGAAAGAUCCUGGAACAUCCAAGGAGCCAUACUGAGCUACUCACUGAAGCAAUUGGAGUUCUUGCCUGCUUAGCUUUGGAUGAGACAGGAAAGGAAGAGAUUGGGGGUUCAGCUCGGAUCAUUAGGAAGCUUGUUCCAUCCCUUGUUGUUGAAACUCCAUCCCCAUCCAACAGAGUCAAGCUAGCUAAGUCUGCUGUUGAAGCAUUACUUGUUCUUGCCGUGGACAGCCAAAGGAAUGCCUUGAGGAUCCUUGAAGAACUGAAGAUUGAAGACAUGCAGCAACUUGUUGAUAUGCUUUCUUCUGACUCCACAGAGCUCAGAACUAUGGCUGCAAAACUCUUGGCGGUUCUACGUGUCAAUUCUAUAACAGAACAUGUUCAUUAUAACAGGACAGUCGACAACGCACUACCUCUGCUGCUGAAAGCAAUCAAGCUAGAGGUGGAGAAACUAUAUGCCCUGGUACCUGCUGCUGGAGAACUUCAUGCCCAUGAUGCUAAUUUGGAGGAAUGGAGGACCAAGCAGGGUGCACUACUGGAGAGCUUUGUUGGCCUCAGCGUUCGGGUCUCCACAUUCAUUCAGGCAAGCGAGUUCGGCGAUGCGCUCCGGAAUGCCAACCUCACAGUGGAUUUGCUCAUGCACGCGCUCAACAGGAUCCUUGAUAUGUACAAGUCACCAGACACAGAGUACCCAGGUAUAAGGCGGGUAACAGUUGAGCUAAUCAUUUGGAUGCUACGGAGCAACAGACGCUGCAUUGAGUUUUUCUUUCGGCACCAAGUGGACAAGGCAGUGAAAGAAGUCGCAGAAACAGAAGAAAGACUUGAAAUGUUUAAGAUGUUCUGCUGCGGCGUUGGCGUCGCUAAGCACAGAGAGCCCAUUUCUUCUCUUGUUGCUUCUGAAGCCUCUGCUCUGCCUAGCAUUGCUAGAAGGCUCCCAGGCGAGGUGUCGGCAGAGAACACAAUACCAAUUGCUUAA
Messenger RNA from Miscanthus lutarioriparius, 2310 nucleotides. The record is from the annotation of a GenBank genome assembly. Lineage: Eukaryota; Viridiplantae; Streptophyta; Magnoliopsida; Poales; Poaceae.